Messenger RNA from Cooperia oncophora, 585 nucleotides. The record is from the annotation of a GenBank genome assembly. NCBI's taxonomy places the organism in Eukaryota, Metazoa, Nematoda, Chromadorea, Rhabditida, Trichostrongylidae.
AUGAUGGAUCGGUCAGUCAGCUUCUGGAUGAUGGUGCCAAUAGGUUUUUUGGAGCUGAUUUUUGGCAUGCGUGUACGAGUAUCUGGUGAUGAGAUUGAGUACGGUGAACCGGCACUUAUCAUUAUGAAUCACAGAACAAGGCUCGACUGGAUGUAUAUGUGGUCAGCAUUGUAUCAAAUAAAUCCAUGGCUGAUCACGUCCAACAAGAUUUCACUCAAAGUCCAACUGCAAAGCCUUCCCGGAGCUGGAUUUGGCAUGUCAGCAGCGCAGUUCUUAUUUUUGCACAGGAACAAAGAGAAAGACGCGGCAACAUUCGACGAAGCUGUUGCAUACUAUAAGAAUAUGGAAAAUAGUUAUCAGGUCCUUCUGUUCCCUGAAGGUACAGACAAGUCUCCGUGGACCACCACCAAAAGCUCAGAAUAUGCCAAGAAGAACGGUCUGAAGGAGCUCAAAAAUCUGCUUUAUCCACGAGUAGCCGGUUUCUUUCAUCUACUCACGAAAAUGAGAGAAGCGAAUUUCGUCACCUACGUCUAUGACGUCUCGAUUGCCUAUCCAUACAAUAUCGUUCAGUCAGAGGUGAGUUAA